AUCAAUUGUAAAAUGCUUCGCUACAUCGCACCGACUGGAAAUGAUUUCCCUUUCUUUCCCAUGUUUACGACAGCGAACGAGCGUUUACACACGCUAGAGGACGACAACAAAUUGGAUGAAAUCGGAUAUCCGCAAACGAGACUACUAAAACCCGUUGAACAACGCGGGCCACACGUAGUGUCAGCACCAACGAAAUCGCCACCGCCGGUCUUGAUGCCAAAACCUACUCCUGCUGUACCGCCAACACAAAGAUUGGUUCAUCAACAGCCGCCCCCUGUACCUUUAACAACAAAUAAUGUUCAGAGUAACAAUAACAUCAGCAGCAAUGAUAAUUCUAUCCACAGCAAAAAGACAGCUACUACGAUCUCAAACAACACCUCCAAGAUUUACAAGAAUAAUAACAAUAUUAGCAACGGUAGCCACAGCAACAGCAACAGCAAAAGUGUUCACCAUACGAUGCAAACAAGUACUUCGCCCUCUAGUGGUGCGACUUACACCACCCCACAGCCCUCGUUAUCGGUAGAAUCGGAAGCCGACAAGAAGAAUUUGCUAAACAAAUCGGUGGUGACCAGCACCAAUACCAACUCUAAAGUGAUGCCUUCAUCUACCGCCCCAUCCGAUAAUAACCAUAAAGGUUCCACUGUACGACCUCAAGGCAUUUUGAUGAGAAAAUUGGGUGCAAGCAAUACAGCAUCCCCUUCUUCUUCUUCUCCAUCUUCCGUACGUAAACCUCUCACUGGGACAACCAUAAUGAGCAGCAGUAGCAGUAAUCAGCCUCAUCCGGUGUCGCUGCAACAAGAUCCACACAAUAGGGUAUCAUCUUCAUCAAGCACUGUGCGACAGCAACAACAACAACAACAACAACAACAGCAGGCAUCGCGCACCGACGCCACUUCCGGUGCUCCUGCAGCUGCUCCUGCUGUAGCCGCCACCAACACAUCAUACAACAAGGUCACUUUCGAGGAUACCCAAGCAGGACCCGAAAUCUCCGCCGAAGUCAGGGCCAUUAUGGAUCAAAACGACUUAUUAAGACGUGAGGUGGACUUACUUCGCCGCCAGCAGGAAUCAUGGCGCAGAUCCAAGUUGGAGAUGGAACGCGCAAAGUUGGAAAUGGAGCGCGAGCAGCAUGUUGUGACCAAUAAACUCGAGCAAUUAGAGGAGCAACUUCGCCAUUACUGUUUCAUUGCGACAGGCUCAUACCCGACAGGUGCCGGUGCUGGUAGUACUAGUGGUGUGCGUAGCGAAGAGAAGGGUAAAGGGAUCGUACAUCCGACACACUCAAGGUCAGACCCCACCACAGCAUCACCUCGUAAAUUUAACAAACCGCCGAGUGGUGGGGGGCGGUCACCCGCAUCGAAGCGUCACAGGAGCAGAAGUGUUCCGCGCUUUGACGAGGAAGGAGAGCAUGCUUCACGCUACGCUGCGCCGCAACAAUUGCCACGACGCCGCUAUGACGACUACGACUACGACUAUGACGAUUAUCCACCACAGCCAGAGUCAACGGACGAGGAAGAAGAUGAAAGAUGGGAAGAGUUUAGUAGUCGACGGUUACCCCCACCAUCAUUUACGCGGCAGCACCCUCAUCAUCAAUUUCGGUACUCGGCUGCUCAUCCACCACCACCGCCUAUUGUUCCGCUAGCUGGACCACCACCAGCUUUGCCGCCUCCUCAGCUACCACCCAUCAACAGAAAAUGGGAAGGACGAGGUGGAUCACUUCGACGGAGAAGGUCAGGUUCCAUGACACCAUUUUUGCCAAGACCAGUACCUCCCCAUUAUCACACACUACCUCCUCGACAUCAACAUCAUCAUCUUUGGCGAGACUCAGGAUCGGCGUAUGAAGGUGCAGGAGGGGGCGAUUAUGCAUGGGAUGAACCACCACCGCCAACUCAUCGGUCGUCGCGUUAUUAUGACGAGCCAUCAGAUGAUUUCGACGAUUAUCCACCACCACCUCCACCACCAGUAGGAGCAUCACAAAAACGAUAUCCGCAUGACAGACGUUUGUCCAUUGGAGGAAGAGACCGUCGGUCAUUUCCGGCGUAUGGGUCUUCCAUGUAAUUAUUCUGUAUUAGAUUGAUUAUAUUCUGUACAUAAAUAAAAAAGAAACCCAGAC
Zychaea mexicana is the source of this 2110-nucleotide messenger RNA. RefSeq lists its product as uncharacterized. Lineage: Eukaryota; Fungi; Mucoromycota; Mucoromycetes; Mucorales; Lichtheimiaceae. The transcript has a single exon. The record is from RefSeq and is a predicted model, not a curated record. The coding region runs from base 13 to 2055 and encodes 680 amino acids.